AUGAAGAUUAUCAAGAACCACAGCGAGGACAUGUCAUCUUCAUCCAGUAUGCGCACCCAUGAUGUGUAUUUCAUCCCCAGCGGGGACGUUGUCUUUUUGGUGGAGAACAGAAUGUUCAAGGUCCAUAGCUACUUCUUCUCGCGCGAAUCUGUCUACUUCUACAAUCUGCUUCGAGGACAACCCUAUAGAGAUCCCAUAGCGGGAUUGCCACACAUCUCGUACUUCAAGGUGGAUACCGCUAGCGCAGCUGAGUUUACUCAGUUCCUCUGGGUGUUUUAUGAUCCAGCUUACAAACGCGAGACCACGGUCCCGCAUUGGUCCGUGAUUCUCAAGUUCGCAAAGUGUUGGGGCUUUGCAAAUAUCGAAGCGCUGGCCAUUUACGAGCUUGAGAAACGGGACAUCGAACCCAUCGAGAAAAUCUCCUUAUACAACAUCCAUAACUUAUCUUCUGGCAUGCUUCUGCCAUCCUAUGUGGCCCUCGUCCGCCGUCAAGCGAGUCUUACAGCAGAGGAGGGAGAGAAGCUUGGCCUCGAAGUUGUUAUCAAGGUCGGGCACAUGCGUGAAGACGUGAUGAAGAUGUCCAUCGAGAAAGGUAAGUGGGCAACGGAGGGUUCGACGCUCGAGGAGAGCGAAGUCGUGACGGUGAUUAAACAAAUUCUAUCUCCGCCCGAUGAUACUGCGCACCGACCCGAGUUCCAACCUGCCAGGCAGUGUCAGUAG
Messenger RNA from Coniophora puteana RWD-64-598 SS2, 720 nucleotides. RefSeq lists its product as uncharacterized. The coding region runs from base 1 to 720 and encodes 239 amino acids. The record is from RefSeq and is a predicted model, not a curated record. The transcript is spliced from 4 exons. NCBI's taxonomy places the organism in Eukaryota, Fungi, Basidiomycota, Agaricomycetes, Boletales, Coniophoraceae. Gene Ontology annotation, molecular function: protein binding.